This is a messenger RNA of Suillus subalutaceus, 1551 nucleotides long. RefSeq lists its product as uncharacterized. Lineage: Eukaryota; Fungi; Basidiomycota; Agaricomycetes; Boletales; Suillaceae. The transcript has 6 exons. The coding region runs from base 1 to 1551 and encodes 516 amino acids. The record is from RefSeq and is a predicted model, not a curated record.
AUGCCUCGGGGAUCUCGCUCACUACUCGACCGAUCUCGCCUUCUGAAUGGGGACGCGGUCUCCAACAUUAAUUGCGGUGAGGAAGUCAUAGGAUGGACAUACAAGGGAGAGAAAUAUUACAUGGGCCUCCUACUCAAGACUGUUCACCGUGAUCGCCUAGAACUUGUCAUUUGUCCUCAUGCUGAUGACAUUUGGCUCCACCUACAAUCUGGGUGGGGCCAACCCUUCCUCAAGAAAACUGUGGUUAUGUUCUCUAUGCAGUUCUUGCGCACAGGCGAUUGGGUUAGAAUUGUCAGAGGAGACCUCAGUUCAGAGACCAGUCAAGUCAUCUCAACAGAUCAUCCUGCUAAUUCUGCUACCUUGGAGUUGACCUUGAGUGGUCGCCGAAAGGAAGUCGACAUCCGAUUAGAUGACAUAGAUCGCGUUUUUUGGGUUGGCGAUACAGUUCAAGUGAUAGCAGGUCCAUACUUGGGCGUGGAAGGGCACAUUAUUCAGAUGGCAGAUGAUACAUUUCGCCUUUGUCAGCACGCCUCGAAGGAAGAGUUAGAACACAGCUGCCAACUCAGCAAUUUUUCAAGCCCCCCCCCUGAUAUUGAUGCCAUUCAAAUUGGUGACUCUGUAAAUGUGCUUGUUGAGGAGCACAUGGGGAAAACUGGCAUCGUGCGCUGGCUCUCCAAAGGAGGGAACUAUUUGUGGUUUCAGGAUGGAUCACUGAUUAUUCCAGUUCCCAUUGUAGCUGCUCAGCGAAUCCCCAACCUCCAAACUCUGCAGUUUACACAAGACAGAGGUUAUGAUGUCAGGCCUGGAGAUGUUGUGAGAGUCGCCUGUGGUCCAAAUUAUACGACAAAAGGCGUCAUUCGAAGGGUUGACUUUAUAAACGCUCACUUAACCCUACUCUCUGAGAUUGAUCACUCACUAGUCAAUGUGCCCAUCGGAUUCGUGAUCAAAUUACAAAAUGCCAGCUUAGAUUCCUUCAAAAAAGACAUCAGGCAAGAAGUUUUCAUUAUUGGCAGUGACCGCAAGGGCUACCAAGCCACACUGUACAGUUUCUCAUCUGAGACUUGCACUGUUGCCAUUCAUGGGCAGCAGCGCACCACGAUUCAACUCAAGGAUGUUGUUACUAGGUAUGGAAUGAGGUUGAACGGCAUCAUGCUCGAAGGAACUGAGAUGUUAUCUUUCUGCGAGAUACGCAGAAAAUUGUACUUGGCCCCACCACCUCGAAGCGUCACCCCUCCCCCUGAAAAGAUCCAUUCCAGCUUGUCAGCUUCCACCAUAGACAAGUCAUCAUCCACGUGGACCACCUGGACCAGCAGCUCUGAGGAUAUUGUCACGGCAGGCAACCCUUCUAGCCUCAGUCCCUCACAGGCUGCUGCGCCCGACCCCUGGAGUGUCAAUAUCAACGACGUGCUGGAUGGCACUGAUGGAGGAGAGAAACCGAAAGAGACCCCACUAGCUUGGCUGAUGAACAAGGAAUUUUCCUACACAUUCACAACCUAUCACACGAUGUUGAAAGUCUCGCCCUCUUUCAUGCGAGGCAGGCUACACAAUUGA